Molecule: messenger RNA, 755 nt
Organism: Anolis sagrei ordinatus
Lineage: Eukaryota; Metazoa; Chordata; Lepidosauria; Squamata; Anolidae
Gene: CCL17
Product: C-C motif chemokine ligand 17
Biological process (GO): immune response
Cellular component (GO): extracellular region
Molecular function (GO): chemokine activity
Source: RefSeq, a predicted model, not a curated record
UCUCGGAGUAAAAUAACAGGAAUAUCCCUGGGAAUUUCAACCUGGAGAUGGUGGGAGUCGACUGCAGGGUAUAUUAAGCGCACAGUUUGGUCUCCAUGCUCACCAUUUCCAGCUAGACGAGACAAGAGGGAGAGGAAGGACGAAGACACAGAAGACCUACAUUUUCCAAGGACUCCAAGCAUGGCUGCUCUGAAAACCGCUCUCUUCUUGACACUUCUCCUGGCUCUCUUCUACCAACAGGUUGCAGCCAUGUGUCCCAGCUGCCCCAAGGAGUGUUGCUUUGCCGUCCGGAAAGGGAGACCCCUCCGUGCCAACAUCAUGGCUUCUUACUAUAGGACCACCAGCGACUGCUACUUAAACGCUCUCGUGCUUGUUUUGAAGAACGGCAAACGCAUCUGCGUCAACCCCGAAAGCCCUUGGGUGAAAGGAGUCAUUGGGAAGUUGCCGGAGAAGAAAUGAGAAGAGCUUCGGAGAGAUCGGAAUGAAUGCAUUUCCCGAUUGAUGGAAGAUGCUCAAUGACUCCUACCCUUCAACCAGCUUCUUAGCAUCGGUUUUUAGAUCCGAAACAAGAGCCAAUGUUUCCCAAACUGUGGAUUCCCCGAUGUUUUGGACUAUAGGUUCCAGACUCCUAUAAAUCAAUGCAGCGGAUGCUUCCGACUAGAUUUUGGGUUUAAUUGAUUCAGGCAUGAAUGUCACCUGCUUUCUGUCCCAUAUAGAGAAGAAACAUAAGAUUAAAGAAUCAUGAUUGAAUGACA